Messenger RNA from Candidula unifasciata, 235 nucleotides. Lineage: Eukaryota; Metazoa; Mollusca; Gastropoda; Stylommatophora; Geomitridae. The record is from the annotation of a GenBank genome assembly.
GCAACGGAAACAGUUAAUCUCAACCCAUACAAUGGAAACGUAUAGAGAAUCUCCAAACAGGCAACGGAAACAGUUAAUCUCAACCCCUACAAUGGAAACGGAUAGAGAAUCCCCAAACAGGCAACGAAAACAGUUAAUCUCAACCCCUACAAUGGAAACGGAUAGAGAAUCUCUAAACAGGGAAUGGAAACAUAUGGAGAAUCUCCAAACAGUCAAUGAAAUGGAAAACAAAUAG